Paramecium sonneborni is the source of this 2112-nucleotide messenger RNA. Lineage: Eukaryota; Ciliophora; Oligohymenophorea; Peniculida; Parameciidae. The record is from the annotation of a GenBank genome assembly.
GGUAAAUGCAAGGAGUAUUACCUACAUAAUGUAGAGAUUUUAUGAACAAAUAAUAUUGGUAACGAUUCUUCAAAAAGAUUAAGAAAGAGGGUUAAUAGAGUGAAUAUUUUGAGUGGUAUGGCAAUUAUGAUAGCUAUAAUCAUUUGUUUAAAAAAUUCAUUAAAGUUGAUGAUAGUGUUUUUCAUGCUGGUUGUGGUAAAUCCCUCCUAUCAGAAUAACUUUAUGAUAAUGGUAUAUGUAAAAAUAUUAUCAACGUCGAUUAUGAAAAAAUUGUAAUUAUUUAUUAAUUAUGCUUUAGUCACUUGAUUAAAUGCGAAAGCGAUCUGAAAAUAAGAGACCUGAAAUGUAAUUUUAAUGUAUGUCAUUAACUGAAGAUAUUAAUAUUUAAUCAGAAUAAUUUGAUGUUAUUCUUGAUAAAGGAACUCUUGAUGCUAUUUUUCCAGAUGAAGAAACUCCUUAAGUAAAUACUUAUUUAGCAAAUAUGCUCAGAAUACUAAAAAAGACUGGGAAAUUUAUUAUUAUUUCCCUCUUAUAAGAUCAUAUUCUUAAAACUCUUUUGUAGUUACAAUAUAAUAUUGAAAUUUAUGAAUGCAUUAUUGAAAAAAGUAAACUUUAUCCAUUUUUUAUUGUUAUUGAUAAAAAUGAAUAAAAAUCUAUUUAAUUCUAUUAAUUGUAAAAGGAUGUUCAAACUUUAAACAUUAAAUAAGCAUAAGAAAUUAUAAAAAAAAUAUAAUUACAAAAUCACUUUGUUACAUCAAUUCAUAAACUAAGAUAAAGCCAAAGUUUUACCUUAGAUAUUUGGGAUAAUAACAAUAAAUAAACUCCUAGAUAUAAAUUAGAUAUAUAUGAUAAUGAUGAUAGUAAAAUUUUAUUAUAAAAAACUUGUGGGUGUUUUAUAGUUCCUUAAGGAAGAGAACAAUCUUUUUUAUUUGGAACUGAAUAAGGACAUAAAGAAUUAAUAAAAUAAAUGAAAAUGUCAAGAUGUGUAAUAGCACGUAUGAAUCCUGGUCAUAAAUUCAAUAACAUGAAAUAAGUAUAAUAAGAAUUAUCUGAACCAAUGAAAUAACUAAUACCAAAAGGAUGCACUAAUAUACCUUGUCCAUUUUUAACUGAUGGAGAUGAGAUUGGUGAAAAAAAUAUAAUUUUUGAAGCUGAUGAUUGUUUAGUAGAGGAACUUAAUAUUGAUGAUAUUAAAUAUAGAAGACUAAUAAUAAAAAGUGCUUUAGAUUUAAUUUAGAGUGAAGCUAAAAUUAUCAAUAAUAAAGUCGAUAAUUCAUAUUUAGAUUUUGAAGCUUAUGUAGCCAUAGUUGCAGGAUUAGCUUUUAAUAAAGCAAAAGAAGUUCUUAUUUUGGGAGGAGGUGUAGGAUUAUUAAGUAGAUUUAUAAAUGAACAUUUUGGAGUAAAGGUUACUAAUAUUGAAUUAAGUGAAGAUAUUGUCAAUGUUGCUAAAUAAUUUUUUGAUUUCAAAAACACAGAUUCUGAAAAUUUAGUAUGUUGUGAUGCACUUGAUUAUGUAGAUUAAAUUUUAGAAUGUCAUUAAUAUGAUACUAUUAUUAUUGAUAUCAAUGGUAAAUUUAUUAUUUUUAUAUUUUAGCUUCUCAAGCUAAUUAAUUAUCACCACCUAAAUAAUUUUUGUCAGCUGAAUUUUUGAAUAAACUUAAAACAUUGCUUACACCAUAAGGAAUUAUCAUAAUUAAUAUAUUGGAUUCAUAAAAAGAAUUAGUUUAAUUACCAUGGGAUUUGUAUUAUUCAAGGAAGUGUGAAAAUGAAAUUAAUGAAAUAUUUUAUUUAAUAAAUGCUUAAAAAGAAAAGAAGUAAUUAGAUGGAAAGGAAAUUGAUGUUAUUGAUAAAGGUCUCUUAGAUGCGAUCACUUAAUAAUUAAAAGAAUCGAGAAUUAACUUUUCUAAAGGAAAAUGGGAUAAUUCUAUGAAUUUAGCUAAUGAGAUUGAUAAUAUCAAACUAAAGCAUCCUGUUUUUAAGACAUAAGCAUUUUAAACUUAAGAUGCAUUGCUUGUUUAGGAUGGAGAAGUUAUUAAUAAUCGUAAAGAUUUUUAUUAAGAAGAUUUAAAGAAAGUAUAAAAGAAAAAACAUAAUAGACGUAGAAAGAAUUGA